Molecule: messenger RNA, 1449 nt
Organism: Rhododendron vialii
Lineage: Eukaryota; Viridiplantae; Streptophyta; Magnoliopsida; Ericales; Ericaceae
Product: triosephosphate isomerase, chloroplastic-like
Exons: 9
Coding region: 140-1114 (324 amino acids)
Biological process (GO): gluconeogenesis; glycolytic process; glyceraldehyde-3-phosphate biosynthetic process
Cellular component (GO): cytosol
Molecular function (GO): triose-phosphate isomerase activity
Source: RefSeq, a predicted model, not a curated record
UUGGCACCAGAAACAGAUUACCUUAAGACGCAACGCCACAUGUUGAGCUAAAACUUCACACAGAGAGAGAGAGAGAGAGAGAGAGAGCAGUUGCCAGUACUCUCACUCAGUAGUUCCCACUGAAGCUUCACUAGCUACAAUGGCGGCGGCCUCCUCCGCAUCUCUCGCAUGCCAAAUUUCACGCCCCAAACCCUCCGCACCCUACUCCCCUCACUUCUCCGGGCUACAUCGAUCCUGCUCCACACUCUCUCUCUCAUCACCUACCCUCUCUCUCUUCCCACACCUCGACUCCCGUCUCCGCCUCUCCCAUUCUUCUAGAAGAGCCUGCAGACGCGUUGUCGCCAUGGCCGGUUCCGGAAAGUUUUUCGUUGGUGGCAACUGGAAGUGCAAUGGGACAAAAGAAUCUAUCAGUAAGCUUGUCUCAGACUUGAACAGCGCAACGUUGGAGCCUGAUGUUGAUGUUGUUGUUGCACCUCCUUUUGUUUACAUCGACCAGGUAAAGAACUCGUUGACAGAUCGAAUUGAGAUAGCUGCUCAAAAUUCUUGGGUAGGCAAAGGUGGAGCUUUUACAGGAGAAAUCAGUGUGGAACAGUUGAAAGAUAUUGGCUGCAAGUGGGUUGUCCUGGGACAUUCUGAGCGGAGACACGUUAUUGGAGAAGAUGAUGUGUUUAUAGGAAAGAAGGCCACUUAUGCCCUGAGCCAGGGUCUUGGAGUUAUAGCCUGCAUCGGAGAACUGUUAAAGGAGAGAGAAGAAGGAAAAACUAAUGAUGUUUGUUUUCGGCAAAUGAAGGCUUUCACUGAUGCUGUGCCGAGUUGGGAUAAUGUUGUAAUUGCGUAUGAGCCUGUAUGGGCAAUUGGAACUGGUAAAGUGGCCACACCCCAGCAAGCUCAGGAUGUACAUGUGGCUGUUCGUGAUUGGCUAAAAAAGAAUGUUUCAGCAGAAGUUGCUUCUAAGACACGUAUAAUCUAUGGAGGAUCUGUAAAUGGUAGCAACUGUGCUGAGCUUGCAAAACAAGAAGAUAUUGAUGGAUUCCUUGUAGGUGGUGCUUCCUUGAAGGGUCCUGAGUUUGCCACCAUUAUCAAUUCGGGGACUUCCAAGAAGGUUGCUGCUUGAUCACGCCACCAAAGCAAAUAAGGGGCUUAGAAAAUCACCGAUUGAUUGAUCACUUGACGAAGCAUACAAGGUUGUUCAGUUUGGUGGGAUUUUGAUUGCUUUACAAUUUUGCUUACAGAAGGGGAAAAAAUACUCUGGGAUUCGUAUUGAUAUCGAUUAGACUAAUUCUGAAGUUAAUAUACGGUAUUUUAUACACCCCAUAUUUGAGGACUUUUUUUAUUAUUAUAAUUGUGCUAUUUUAGCAUACAAUUUCCCACUUAUCUUGUAUUUGAUGAAGGAGGAAAUACUUUUGGUUCAGACUAUGCUAUGCUAUGCUUUUGAUCAGAAACGAAAAA